Molecule: messenger RNA, 633 nt
Organism: Monascus purpureus
Lineage: Eukaryota; Fungi; Ascomycota; Eurotiomycetes; Eurotiales; Aspergillaceae
Source: the annotation of a GenBank genome assembly
AUGUCGACUUCGAAGAACCAAACCGGGGCCGGAACUGGAAAUACGAGGGUCAGAAAGGGUGAUGAUACAACUACAACUACAGCUACAGCUGUAAUCCCCAAAAAACACCGUCUCAGCCGCGCCUUCACCUUAACACUCUCCCAUCUCUCGACGCCUCUACAUCCCCUCGUCUCAACGACAACGGGUCUUCCGCAUCCAGAAUUUCCCACGUCCCUGCUCAAGUACCAUUUACUCACGGAUGAACAAUUGGAUUCCCUCGCGAGACAUUACCAUCAGUUCUACCCGCCUCUUCCAGAGACAUACCGGUAUCCGAUGCUUAUCAAGCCGUGGGUUGGGAUCGAUUCGACUGUCGAUCUUAGUGUGAAGAGGAGGCGGUUUGGGAGGUUCAUUGGGUUGAGGGGGUGUGAGUCUCCUGUUUCUUCGAGUUAUGAUGACGAGGAGAUUGAUGUUGGUUCUUACAACGAUGGUGAUGGUUAUAGCCAUCUCGAUAUACAUGCCGAUGGACAUGAUCGAAUGGAAGAAGAUGCGCAGCGGGUUCUGGAGCAAAUGGAGAAGGAAUGGAAUAGGGCGUUGGGACGGGCGAGAGAGGAGGAUGGGAACAGGGCUUUGGGAAGGAAAUGGGGGUUCUAUUAG